UUGGCGCGGGCGGUGGCGCGGGCGGUUAAGCGGCAGACACAAGUGACGCAAGGAGUACAAAGUGUAUAUGAUGACGAUGAAAUUCUUUUGGCUUUGGUUUUAAAAGAGGAUUCUAAAGAUGAACAAAAAUGUAAAGAAGAAUUAGAAAAAUAUUGUAAUGCAUUAACAAAUGCAAAACUAAAACCAGAAAAUGUUCACAACAAACUUAAAGAGUUUUGUGGAGGCAAAAAUCCAGAAAAAAAAUGCAAAGAUCUAAAAGGCAAAGUCAGUCAAAAAUGUACUACAUUUAAAGGAAAACUUCAAACAGCAGCAGAAAAGGGUAUCUCAGUUUUGACAGAUAGUGAUUGUGAAAAUGAACAACAAUGUUUGUUUUUAGAAGGAGCAUGCUCAACAGAUCUUAAAGAUAAUUGCAAUAAAUUAAGGAAUAACUGUUAUCAAAAGAAGCGUAAUGAAGUAGCAGAAGAAGCUCUUUUGAGGGCACUUCGUGGGGACUUGGAGAAAGAAGCUGAAUGUGAAAAGAAAAUAAAGGAUGUUUGCCCAAAAAUAGGCCAAGAAAGUGAUGAGUUGACAUUGUUGUGUCUUGAUCAAGAGAAAACAUGCAAAAAAUUUGUAUCAGAAAAAAAAGGAAAAUGUAAUGCUCUUGAACAGGACGUUAAAAAUGCACUUAAAAAGAACAGUGAAUUACGAGGAAAAUGUCUACCAUUACUUGAGCAAUGUUACUUUCAUAGAGGGAACUGCGAAGGAGAAAAAUCAAAGUGCAGUAAACUUACUAAUCAAGACUGUAAAGAAUAUAUACCAGAUUGCGAUAAGUUAGAAGAAGAAUGUGAAAAACAAAAUAUCAUUUACACACAUCCGGGACCCGAUUUUGAUCCAACUAAGCCAGAGCCUACAGUAGCAGAGGACAUAGGGCUGGAAGAGCUUUAUAAAAAAGCCGCAGAAGAAGGUGUUCAUAUUGGAAAGCCUCCUGUAAGAGAUGCAACUGCUCUACUGGCACUUUUGAUUCAGAAUCCAAUUCUUAAUACUCAACUGAGCGAAGAAAAAAAAUGUGAAAAAGUCCUUAAAGAUAAGUGUAAAGAGUUAAAAAAACACGAGGUUUUGGGAUAUCUAUGUGAUGAUAAUGACUCCACUAGUCAAAAUGGAACUGAAAAGUGUGGAAAGCUACAGAAAGAGCUAUUAAACAGUACUAAAAUUCUUUCUGCAAAAAUUGGAGCUAAACAUCUUGUCUCAAUCGGACAAAAUAACAUUGUUAGUUGGAACAAGUUGACGACAUUUAUUACUGAAGAAGAAUGCGUAAGGUUGCAAUCAGACUGUUUUUAUUUUGCUGAAGAUAAAGGCCCUCUUGAAAAAGAAUGCAAAAAUGUUAAGGCAGCAUGUUAUAAGAGAGGGCUUGAAACACGAGCCAAUGAAGCAUUACAGAGAAAGAUGUAUGGACUGUUUCGUGGUUCAGGCAAAGAAUGGUUUAAAAAACUACAAGAUAAAAUAAUGGAAGAAUGUUCAGAACUUAAAACAACAAGUGAUGAGUUAUUUUUACUAUGUAUUGAUCCACUUAAAGCAGUUAGAAUACUUGCAGCUGAUAUCCAAACAAGAGCGAUCUUUUUGCGGAAACAAUUGGAUCAAAAGCGAGAUUUUCCAACGGACAAAGACUGCAAGGAAUUGGGGAGAAAAUGUGAAGCUUUAGGAAAGGAUUCAAAUCAGAUUAAGUGGCCAUGUCAUACGCUAAAGCAACAAUGUGAUCGCUUAGGGACUACAGAAAUCUUGAAGCAGGUUUUACUGAAUGAACACAAGGAUACUUUGAAAACUCAUGAAAACUGUGUAACAUAUUUAAAGGAAAAGUGUAAUAAAUGGUCUAGAAGAGGCGAUGACCGUUUCUCUUUUGUAUGUGUUUUCCAAAACGCUACGUGUGAGCUGAUGGUAAAAGACGUGCAAGAUAGGUGCAAAAUAUUUAAAGAAAAUAUAAAAGUUUCAGAGAUUGUUGAUUUUCUUAAAAAUAACACGAAUAACAUAACAACACUGGAAAGAAACUGUCCCUCCUGGCAUACAUACUGCAAUAGAUUUUCACCUAAUUGUCCAGAUCUUACGAAAAAAGAUACUCUUUGUACAAAGAUCAAAGAUCAUUGUAAGCCAUUCUAUGAAAGAAAGGCCUUGGAAAACGCUCUCAAAGUAGAGCUUCGAGGAAAGUUGAAUAAGGAAAAUGAAUGUACUACAGCAUUGAAAGAAUAUUGUACACAAUUAGAAAAAUUAAAUAAUGAAUCUAUCAAAAGUUUAUGCAAAGCUAACACCAAGAAUAACCCUAAAAAGAAUGAUGAAGAUGUUAGGAAGGAACUCUGUGAUAAAUUAGUAAAAGAAGUAAAAGAACAGUGCAAAACAUUGCCAGCAGAACUAGAACAGCCUGCAAACGAUCUAGAAAAAGAUGUUAAAACAUAUAAAGAACUUAAAAAAGAAGCAAAGAAAGCAAUGAACAAGUCUAAUCUUGUUUUAUCACUCGUUAAGAAAAACGAAAGUAAUACAUCAAAAAAUAAUAGAAAUAAUAGCAAAAACAAGGAUAAGAAUGCCGUUUCAAACGGACUUCAAGAUACCACAGAACAUGUGAAAAUACUACGGAGAGGAAUUAAGGAUGUACUUGUGACAGAAUUGGAAGCCAAAGCAUUUGACCUAGCAGCAGAAGUAUUUGGAAGAUAUGUAGACUUGAAAGAAAGAUGUGAGAAAUUAACUUCGGAUUGCGGGAUUAAAGACGAUUGCGAUAGUUUAAAAGAAGUGUGUGGAAAGAUUGAGAAGACAUGUCGCGAUCUGAAGCCUCUGGAGGUGAAGCCGCACGAAACAGUGACAGAAAGCACAACGACGACCACAACGACAACAACGACCGUUGCCGAUCCGAAGGCAACAGAAUGCAAAUCCUUACAGACAACAGACACAUGGGUUACACAGACAUCGACACACACAAGCACGUCUACCAUCACAUCUACGAUUACAUCAAAAAUAACAUUGACAUCAACAAGGCGAUGCAAACCAACCAAGUGUACGACAGGGGAUGAUGCAGAGGACGUGAAACCGAAUGAGGGAUUGAAGAUGAGUGGGUGGAGCGUGAUGAGGGGGGUGAUAUUAGCAAUGAUGAUUUCGUUCGUGAUUUAG
This is a messenger RNA of Pneumocystis jirovecii RU7, 3129 nucleotides long. RefSeq lists its product as uncharacterized. The transcript has a single exon. The record is from RefSeq and is a predicted model, not a curated record. NCBI's taxonomy places the organism in Eukaryota, Fungi, Ascomycota, Pneumocystomycetes, Pneumocystales, Pneumocystaceae.